AUGCAGCCAUUGCUGAUGUUGCUGCCGUUUCUGUUUACCGUUGCUCAUGCAGUAUAUCAGGACUGGCCACUGGAACGAAGAGAUGUGGAGGACAGUCGUGAUCGUCGACUUCGUGGAACCUAUGAGGAUCCUGACUAUCGCUUCAGGAAACAAUCGGACCACGCAUUCUCUCGUGAACGGCGUGCAAGAUUGUGUGGCAAGAAGAUUAUAGAGCAGUUGCUCAUCCUCUGUGAUUCCUGCAUUCUUCCGAUUGGUUCUGAACUGGCGAAGCGAUCUGUGACCAGACAUGACAUUUACCAAGCUGCUCACCGUCUUAUGAAGCGAGAGCAGUCCAUUGCCGCAAAAUGUUGUGCUGGUGAAUGCAAAAUCUCAGAACUGGAACAACUAUGCUGCAAAAACGGUUAA
This is a messenger RNA of Necator americanus (New World hookworm), 405 nucleotides long. RefSeq lists its product as uncharacterized. Bases 1 to 405 code for a protein of 134 amino acids. Lineage: Eukaryota; Metazoa; Nematoda; Chromadorea; Rhabditida; Ancylostomatidae. The transcript has 2 exons. Gene Ontology annotation, cellular component: extracellular region. The record is from RefSeq and is a predicted model, not a curated record. Gene Ontology annotation, molecular function: hormone activity.